AAUGCUUUAAUUUUUUUCAGAGCUGGAGUUGCCAUCAUCCCUCACGUCAGAAGAGAGGAAAUACAUCCAUUUUUUGUCACAGCAAAUGGGAUUCAAGAGCAAGAGUCGGGGGAAAGGCUCAUCUCGUUACCUUACAGUGUACAAAAAGGAAGGGUCAACAAUUAUGAGCAGUGAAGCAGUUGUUAGUCUAGCUGAUCCUACUCGAGCUACCAUCUUAGGACUGCUUCAACGCUGCCCAGUCACUAACAAGGAACGGCAAGACCUUUUACCAGCUACAGAAAGAGACAGACUGAUGAAUCCUGAGUUGAGAGACCUAAGUGUCCUACGUUCCCUAGGACGUUUGACUCCUGGGCCCCCACAGAUUCCUCCACCACCAAGUCUUAGUGACCUGACUGCAGAAGCAAGAAAGUUACCUAUUUGGAACAUGAGAGACCAGCUUCUUGCUGCUGUCCACCACAACCAGGUCAUCCUGGUCUGUGGUGAGACAGGUUCAGGGAAAACAACUCAGGUACCACAAAUGUUGCUUCAAGAAGCAUCAUCCCUGGGGAAGCCAUGUCGUAUUUUUUGUACACAACCACGAAGGAUCUCUGCACUGACCAUCGCAGAAAGAGUGGCAGCAGAAAGAGGCGAGAAAGUUGGGUAUACUGUUGGCUACCAGAUUAGAUUGGAAAGCAAAUUAUCGCCGAAGACACUGCUGACUUUUUGCACCAAUGGUGUCCUCCUAAGAACACUUAUGGGAGGAGAUUCUUCUCUUGCCAGUGUGACACACAUUCUUGUGGAUGAGGUCCAUGAGAGAGACAGGUUCACAGACUUCCUUCUGAUAGUGUUGAGAGACUGCCUCCCCAAGUUCCGCCAUCUUAAACUUCUACUUAUGUCGGCUGCACUAGAUGUUAACCUCUAUGCCAAAUAUUUUAACAACUGCCCAGUGAUUGAUGUUCCUGGAAGGUGCUAUCCUGUGAAAGAGUAUUUUCUAGAAGAUGUGCUAAAAUACACUAACUACCAAACUCCUGAAAUGGUGAAAGCUAGCAAGGAACUAGAACAGCGGCAGAGUGGCCAGAAGACAGCGACUGCAUGGACACAACAACUAUCACAACAAAUUCUGAGCAAUGUGUCAGCAGCAUCAGCACUAGCAUCACCUAACAAAAUAUCUAAUACUUCUCAAUCAAAGAAUCAGGAACUGGAUAACACAUUAAAAGAAGAAAUGGACAGCUGCAUCCAGGAGGCUUUCCUAAGUGGUUCUGAUGAAGCUUUCUCCCAAAUGAUGUACUUAAUCAUGUCUGAGAAUGUCUCUCCAGACUAUCAGCAUUCAGAAACGUGGGCAACACCCCUCAUGGUUGCUUCUGGCCGUGGUCGAGUAGACGUAGUUGAGCAACUUCUGGCUCUGGGGUCAUCUCUCACCCUGCGUGCUGCAAAUGAUUGGACAGCUGCUAGUUGGGCGAAAUCUACAGGGCAGCAAGAAGCUUUAGAUUUAUUGCAUGCAUAUAGUGCCUGUGAAGGAGUAGAUCUGCUAUCUCUGACUGGCAAAGGAAGUCCUGCUCCAGUCAAAGGACUGCGGGGAUUGACACCUGUUACACCCACCCCAGAGCUGAGUGCAGAAGACAAGAGGAUGCUUGACUCUUACCACCACUCUGUGUCAGAUGAGAUUGUUGAUGUUGAUUUGGUUCAUGCUCUCUGCUAUAAACUCCAUACUGACCAACCUCCAGGUGCAAUUUUGAUUUUUCUGCCGGGGUAUGAUGACAUAGUGACCUUGAGGGAUCGCAUUAUAGCUGAGGAAAAGCAGUACCUCAUUGGGGGCAAAUAUUGUCUCUUUUGUUUGCACUCCAGUAUGCAGUCAAGUGACCAAAAGCGAGUUUUCCGACCUGCCCCACCAGGAGUUCGGAAGAUUAUACUGUCUACAAACAUCGCAGAGACCAGUGUAACAAUCAAUGAUGUUGUCUAUGUUAUUGAUGCUGGUAAAGUUAAAGAGAUGAGUUAUGACUCAAUGGUAGGCGUUUCUUGUCUGCGUGCAGUGUGGAUCUCUCAGGCAUCUAGUCAGCAGCGUCGUGGUCGAGCAGGAAGGUGCCAACCUGGUAUCUGUUACCACCUGUUCUCUCAGAGCCGUUACAACUCCCUACAGCCUCACCAAACACCUGAAAUACUGAGAACUCCUUUGCAGGAACUUUGUCUGCAUACUAAACUUCUGGCUCCAGCCAACAUGCCUAUAGCAGACUUUUUAGCACGUGCUCCAGAAGCUCCUGCUUUCAUGGUCAUUCGUAACGCAGUUCAGUUAUUGAAGAGUAUGGAUGCUUUGGAUGGGUGGGAGGAUGUGACUGAGCUUGGACAUCAUCUCCUGGACCUUCCUUUGCCACCACGCCUGGCCAAGAUGGUUAUCACAGCCACAGUACUCAAGUGUCUUGAUCCAGUGCUUACCAUUGCAGCUUGUUUAGCUUACAAAGAUCCUUUCACACUACCAAAGCAUCCAAGCGAGAAAAGGAAUGCCAAUGCAGUACGAAGGAAAUUUACGUCUGGAACAUACAGCGACCAUAUGGUUCUUUUGAAAGCUUUCCAGGCAUGGCAGAAGGCAUGUGGUGAGGGGUGGGAAAGAGGCUGGUGUGAGCGUAACUAUGUAUCAGGAGCUACAAUGGAGAUGAUCCAUGGCAUGCGCUCCCAGGUAUUGGCUCAGCUGCGGGGAGCUGGAUUUGUUCGUGCUCGUGGACCUGGAGACAUCAGAGAUGUAAAUAGCAACAGUGAUAACUGGGCAAUGGUAAAGGCUGCUCUGGUAUCAGGCAUGUAUCCGAACCUUAUUAGGGUUGAUCGGGACCAGUGCCAGCUUAGAACACAGAAAGAGAGUAAAGUACGAUUACAUCCUACCUCAUCACUGUUAGAUACGGCUGGUAACAACCACAAUUCACUCAGUGCUGCUCAUCGGUCCUUAAUUAGCUCCUUGCCCUCUGAUUGGUUGGUAUAUGAUGAGAUGGUGCGCAUUGGAGUAGUUGCCCAUGUCCGGACUGUGACACUGGUGUCCCCGCUGACAGUCUUGCUUCUUGCAGGCCCAAUGAGACUGUCUCUGGAUGCUUUUUCUGAGCCCUCAAGUAGAAGCAGUGGUGACUGUAGUAGUGACAGUGAGAGUGAGGAUAGACCUGUGGGUCUGAGCUGUCUAGUCAGAAUUGACAACUGGAUACAGUUUCUGGGUGAUCCCCAAGCAGCACACCUUGCACUGCAGUUGCGACACAAGUUGCACGCGCUCAUCCUUAGGAGACUCCGAGCACCCAACAAGCCACUCACUCAGGCUGAUGAAGAUGUAGUGCGAGUUGUGGCAUCAGCCUUGAGCCAAGAGGAACAAGCACUUAGUCUUGUACAACCAUCAGGUGUUGGCCAGCGUCCUCGUCCCCUGUAUCCUCACAGCCAUCCACAUGAGGGUGGAUGGUCUGGUGGAACUUCUGAAGACUCCCAGUCUAGUCGCUCGUCAUCCCGACGAACCAGUGAUGCAGCUACCCCUCCUGUAGGCACACCCCAUACUUCAACAAAAUUUUCAGUUACCCCAAGUACAGUCACUAAAACUAUGGCAACAGGAACAGUGUCAUUGACGAGCCCUUCUGCCCCCAGCAACACAACUAGUGGCUUUUCCAAUCCUGGCGCAUCUACCAUGUUUCCCUCUAGUACUGUUGGUGGGGGAUUUUCUAGUACAGGUCAUGGGGGCUCUAACAUAUUCACAUCUAACACAGGAAUGAAGUCCAACUCAAAUACCGCAGCUAACACCAUUACUACCACUACCUACAGAUCAUUUCCUAGCAUAAGCACAAGUAGUAUCACUAACCCCACAGCAAACACAAAUACUUUCAUUAGCAGCAACAUAACUCAAGCUACUACCAAUGCCAUCAAAACUUCCAUGACAACUCCAUCCUCAGUAUCAACUCCAGCCAAAACAACCUUUACCACUGGUAGUGGAGGCAGCAGUACUGGUGGAGGACUUAAGCAAAUGAAUAAAGACUCUAAAGGAAACUACAACAUUAAAGUGAGCAGCAGUAACAGCGGUGGUGCAGAAGGAGGGAGCAGCGGUGGAAAAUCUCGGUACUUCAUCAUCAAGGCUUCUAUGUACAAACAGCUGGAAGCAUCUCAUCAUACAUCUUUUUGGGCCUUCACUCACAACACGGAAAAGAAAAUUAUGCAAGCUUUUCAGACUGGCCCUGUCAUUUUAGUUUUUACUUUGCAUAGAGGAGGACAGUUUAAUGGCUAUGCUCGCUUUACAGGCGAGAAAACAGAUGAUAAAUGCCCAGAUAUUACUAAUGUUGGUCCCACACUUGGACCACUUUACAAGAUCGAGUGGGUGAAAAAGUGGAACAUAGGUUUUCACCAGACUCGAAGACUGUACAACCCCUACAAUGACAACAUGCAAGUUCACAUGAGCAGGGAUGGGCAGGAAGUGGAAGCAAGCAUUGGAGAACAACUGAUACGACUUUGGGAUAAGAAUAGUGGAGGAAGCAACAGUAAUGGUGGGGGCAACUAUAAAGGUUCUAAUACAUAUAUGGUGGGUAGUGGUGGUCCUCCUAUGAUGCAUGACCCUCAGGGUCCACCUCCACCUCGACAUCCUCUCCACCCCUCACAUAUUGGAGCAGUUCAUUCUCCCUUCCAUCAUCCCUUUGGAAGAAACUAUGGAAAUGGAUAUGGGUAUAGUGGAAGCAGUGGUGGUAGUGGUGGGAAUACCAGUGGUGGUGGCAGUGGAGGGGGCGGUAGUGGGAGUGGGGGAGGAGGAGGA
Molecule: messenger RNA, 4735 nt
Organism: Cherax quadricarinatus
Lineage: Eukaryota; Metazoa; Arthropoda; Malacostraca; Decapoda; Parastacidae
Source: RefSeq, a predicted model, not a curated record